Molecule: messenger RNA, 2613 nt
Organism: Plenodomus lingam JN3
Lineage: Eukaryota; Fungi; Ascomycota; Dothideomycetes; Pleosporales; Leptosphaeriaceae
Biological process (GO): ubiquinone biosynthetic process
Source: RefSeq, a predicted model, not a curated record
AUGGCUGGCAGGCGCAUCGUCGAUGCCGCAAAGCUGUUCAAUGCCUCCAAGUCCAUCGCCCAGAAGCAUAUUGCGCUCCGCUCGAAUCAAUGGGACGCAUACACCAAGACGUCAACGUUGGCCAAAGCCGUCAAGAACCAGACCGAUCGUGUCACCCUCACAGCAGCGGCUGCCAUUGCGCUCUCACAGCGAUUCAGCGAAGAAGCCCCUGCGUAUGCAAAGGCUGCGGCGGAACGAGCGACUGGCGCACAACGCGACUCCAUACCCCGACGGGAAACUGUAGCGGCUGAUAGGCCGACAACGGGUGUCAAAGAAGGACUGGAACAGGAUCACCACUAUGAUCGGUCUGGCGAGACUACGGCUGCUGACCCUCCAUCGGAAGAAGAGCUGGACAUCAAGCAGAAGGAUGCCCCGAGACGGCCAUUGCCGGAUGGGACGAUACCAACAGCAGGUCUGACGUUGGAGCAGGAAGAGAGAGGACAGGAUACUUUUUCGGAGCGGCCAGUACCUGAGGCGCCAAAGGAACCUUUGGAGGAAGAUCAUGGUGGAGCGACAGGCACAAGCAGCGAAGGCUUAAGGCCAAAGGAGUCCACCGAGUCGACCAUCCCUCUUCCCGACCGGCCAGCUGGUUCGUCGUCACAAGCAGCAGAAACAAUACCUGCACAUGCGACCGAUGUCCAACACCCAUCCAUCCCCACACAGUUAAGGAAGCUUCAGGAGGGUCAUGAUCGCGAUGUAUUUUACUCGAGAUCGGUCGAGUCGCAGCCGCCUGUGUCCCCCAAGCCGCCUGUCCAGAUACCAGCAAACACUGGUACUCAACAAGGAAGUGAUGAGCAUGUUCAAGAUGGUCAGCUCAACCAGGAUGUGUUUUAUUCUCCUUCAAAAGCAGAGCAGCAGCAGGCGAAAGAGAUGAAGGACGAAGUUCCAGAGGGAAUUAACACGGAUGUCUUUCAUUCGAGAAAGGUAGCGAGAAUGCUUGGAACUGACCCCUUUUCGAGAAAGGAGUAUGCUGAACGGAAAGGAUCUGGGAGACACCCCCUCGAUGACAGGCCACUACCGAAAACUACUGGCAGACAUCCGUUAGAUGAUCGACCGUUACCUGAAGUCAAUUCAUCAAUCAAAUCUAGGACUUUGUCUCAGGCUCAGCUUUCUUCUAAUACCAAAGACAUGGAAGACUUUGCCUCGAAACUCGCUCAAGAUGUCCAACUGAACGCCGCAGCUAGCUCUGAAACACCCGCCGAGAUAAGCAGCCAGCCAGAAUCAACGCCAUACGCGUUGCGAGAGUCGAGGGUGCCAUCAUCGCGGUUUGGUCGGCUAUGGCAAUACGCCGGUCUGGGUACCAGUAUGGCUCUUGGGGCAGUUGGCGAAGGCCUAAGACGUGCCACAGGCAGUGCUGCAUCAAGCGGAGGCUCUCUUAUGCUGAGCCCUGGUAACCUGGAGAUCUUGGUAGCUAAGCUAUCGCGUAUGCGAGGUGCGGCUUUGAAGCUUGGGCAAAUGAUCAGUUUUCAAGACAUCAAGAUGCUACCGCCUGCGAUCCAUGACGUCCUCCAAAGGGUACAGGACAGCGCAGACUACAUGCCCGCAUCACAGCGGAACAAGGUGUUGGCUCAAAACCUCGGUGAAGAUUGGCGGGAUCUUUUCGAAUCGUUUGGCGAUGUACCGAUUGCAGCAGCUUCCAUUGGUCAAGUACAUAAAGCAGUGCUAAAAUCUACGGGCCAGGCCGUCGCUGUCAAGAUCCAAUAUCCUGGGGUGGCCAAUUCGAUCGACUCGGAUCUAAGCAACCUCUCCAUCUUACUGACUGCAUCUCGCCUGCUACCCAAAGGCUUGUAUUUGGACAAGACGAUUGCCAAUGCGCGGACAGAACUCGGAUGGGAAUGCGACUACGUGCGCGAAGCCGAAUCGCAAACGCGAUUUCGCAACCUCCUCCAAGAUGACACAGCUGUCUUCACUGUCCCCAAGGUCUUCCCUGAGGCUUGUGGGCCCACGGUGCUCACUGCAGAAUUCAUGCAAGGCACUGGCGUGACUAAGAUCAAGAGCCUGAGCCAAGACCAACGCGACUGGAUUGGUACGCAAGUCCUACGCCUCUGCCUCCGUGAAAUUGUCGAGUUCAAGUUCAUGCAAACGGACCCCAACUGGACCAACUUUCUCUACAACGCCUCGGCGCAGAAGAUUGAGCUUCUCGAUUUUGGCGCGAGCAGAGAGUACGCCGAGGAAUUUGUCGAGCCGUAUAUCAAGGUGCUCAUGGCCGCAUCCAGAGGCGAUAAAGCCGGGAUUCGCGACCAGUCCCUCGAGCUCGGCUAUCUGACUGGCAGCGAGAGUGCAGCGAUGCUCGAGGCACACAUCCAAUCCGUACUCACGCUCGCAGAGCCGUUUAGCGGAUCAAGCCCCGAGGUGUACGAUUUCAGGGAUCAGACGAUUACGGACAGGGUGCGAGGAUUGAUUCCCGUCAUGGUCAAGGAACGGCUGGCGCCGCCACCCGAGGAGACGUAUAGUUUGCACAGGAAGCUGAGUGGCGCUUUCUUGCUGUGUGCCAAGUUGGGGAGUCGAGUGCCGUGUCGGGACUUGUUUAGCAAGGCGGUUGGCAGGUGGGAGGCGAACAAGGGUAGAAAGUAG